AUGCUGUGUGGCUUACGUACUGCCUCCUCCGUGGCAAGCGAGCGAUGGGACAAGUGUGAGAUGCUGCAAAGAGCACUGGCAAAAGCCGUAACCGGUUCUCUGUCCCUGGAGACCCGAGCCUGCAGCAGCUCCCGAGCUCUCGCUGGAGCCUGCAAGCUGCAGCGUGCUCGACAUCGCACAGGUGCGUUCCUGUUUCCCGUAAUACCAGCGACAUGUGGGAAGUGCACUGAGUCAGCUGCUCCAAAAUGCCGCCAGCAGAUAAAAAGCCCAUUUGUCUCCAGGACGUGCAGCGAGAAGGUGGGGUGCGGCGAGAAGGUGGGGAGACAUCCUGCAGCAAACAUGUCAGGCUGUUUGGAGCGUUAUGGGAAAAUACUGAAUGUUGACACAACUGGAGCUUCGGAGGCAACCGCAAAACCGGAAGGCCUGAGCUAUGCAGGAGUUCCUGCCUCAGAGAAGAUUGCAGAAAGAGAUUUGAAGAACAUGGAGAAAUACCAAGCUAAGAUUACAAAAGUUGGCAACAGCAAGUGUGUUGAUCCAGCUGUGAUUGCUGGUAUUAUCUCUCGAGAGUCGCAUGCUGGGACAGUGCUGAAGGACGGCUGGGGUGACCAUGGAAAUGCAUUUGGUUUAAUGCAGGUUGACAAACGGUACCAUAACAUUGUCGGGUCAUGGGACAGCGAAGAGCACUUAGCACAAGGCACAGAUAUUUUAUGCGGGAUGAUAAACGAAAUCCAGAAGAAAUUCCCAACUUGGACAAAGGAACAGCAGCUCAAAGGUGGGAUUUCAGCUUAUAAUGCAGGAGCUAACAACGUCCAGAGCUACGACAGAAUGGAUAUUGGCACAACACACAAUGACUACGCCAAUGAUGUGGUUGCAAGAGCCAAGUUUUAUAAAAGAAAUGGAUACUGAGAUAUCUGAGUGAUGAUUAGAUUUGAGUCACUGAUUGCAUACUUUGCUUCUAAUUAAAAAAAUCCUGAAUUUCUCCCCCAGAAAGAGUAAGAAGGGGGGAGGGCAAUGAAGCCAGAAACAAGUGCAAGCUUUCAAUCCUUUUUUUUCAGCUAAGCUAAAAAAUCACUUUAAAAGAUAACACCGCUAAUAAUCCAAACUGCAACCUAUCUUUUGCCAUUUAUUUUUAAUCUCACUUCAUGAGAAUAUUCAAGCAUAGUUUUCAUCUGUGCUUGCAGUUUCUCAAGCAGCAGAUUAAUGCUGCAAGAAAGUUGUAACUGCUUAACAAGAUUUUAUCUGCCUUAGAUUCUAUCUGUCAAUACAUGUGUCUAACAG
Gymnogyps californianus (California condor) is the source of this 1278-nucleotide messenger RNA. Its product is annotated as lysozyme g-like. The record is from RefSeq and is a predicted model, not a curated record. Bases 1 to 906 code for a protein of 301 amino acids. The transcript is spliced from 6 exons. Gene Ontology annotation, molecular function: lysozyme activity. NCBI's taxonomy places the organism in Eukaryota, Metazoa, Chordata, Aves, Accipitriformes, Cathartidae. Gene Ontology annotation, cellular component: extracellular region. Gene Ontology annotation, biological process: defense response to Gram-positive bacterium; peptidoglycan catabolic process.